Messenger RNA from Geodia barretti, 764 nucleotides. The record is from the annotation of a GenBank genome assembly. NCBI's taxonomy places the organism in Eukaryota, Metazoa, Porifera, Demospongiae, Tetractinellida, Geodiidae.
GAGACGUGUGAUGGGGGGGUGGGGAAGAGGGGGGCACAGUCGCUAAAGAACCAGAAAAUGAGUUCAUGCUUGACGGCUUUGACUUCAGCACCAGUGUGAGUAUGUGUCAAGCCCUGGCAUCAGACGAAGAAGAUGAUGACGAGUCCACUCACUACAGAGGAGGGAGGAGAGGGCCACUGCCUCACACAGCAGAUAAUCCCGGCAAACUCUCCUCGACUCUGAUGAAGACACUGAGACUGGGAGAAGAGGAGGAAGCCUAUCGUCAUUCGGGUGGCCACCCAGCCAAUGCGCUGACACUGGACGAGGUCCACGAGAGAGAGAACAUCAGCCACGCCCCCCACUCCCCCUUGUCUUACUCGGAGACCGCUGACCAGAGUGCCUUCAACAGACUGGUGGCAGUCCUCCAGUCCUCCGGAGCCAUUCAGGACGAACCUCCUCAGCCUCCUCUACCACACAAGCUCCCCAGACCUCCAGUUCCACUGACAAUGCCCCAUCAUCACAGACUACAGGACUACUCCAUGUCAGGGAGACUGAGGGGAAGCGUGGAGGUGUGGAGCCAGGGAGUUCGGAUACAUGCGGAGAAAGAGAUGAGGUUUGACGAGGAUUUUGCCGGCGGCUCCUCUUCCUCCUCUAACCUCCCUAUGAGAGGAUCCCGCCCAUGGCUCGCCACCAUACAGAGACCCCCAUUUACCCAACUCGUCUCUGCUGAGAGACGCCUACGGGCAGCACGCAAAACAUCAUCUUUCCCACCACCACACGCCCGC